UUCUUGACAAUUUUUUGAACUUUUGUUGAAGUCGAAAUAGGUGAAAAAUAAAAAUGAGCGGUUUGGUAAGGACAGCCCAUAAGGUACUACAGACUUGUGUAAAGAAUUCAAGUCUUGCUGCGGGUAUAGUGUCCCGCACACAAGUUCCCGUAAAACGUGACUUCACAAGAGGAAUAUGGCAUAUGAGCUGCUCCAAGAAGAUGGAUAGCACUUCAUCUUCAUCAAUUCUCCUGCACAACCAUUCCAACACCUGCAGCUGCGGCUGUGGACUAAAAGCUCUUCACACGAAAGAUAAACAGAAUGAAAAUACUGCUUCCACUAAACCCCUUGGUGAACGAGAGCUAGUUGAGUUUCUCACUGAAGAAAUAGUGGCAGAACGUAAAUCUCAGAAGGUAAAGACGUUACCAACUGAAGUUGAUGGAUUUGCAGUGAAAGGAGAUGGUGCUGAGGUUACCUUGACUAAGCAAAUGAAGGAUGAAAUUGUAAGAAUAACAUUCAAUGUGAAUCAUACGGUCGACACAGAAGACUUUGCAGAUGACACACAACCAGAGAAACAGGAGUUUUCAGAAAUGCACUCCAAGCCUCAGUUUGAAGUUGACCUGGUCCGAGGUGACACGACACUUGGCUUCACUUGCUCCUUCCUACAAGAACCACCAUCAACCAAUGCUGAAGAAUAUAAUGACAUCUUUGGCAUUGAUGAAGUCACACUACACAAGGGCGAAUGGAAUGAUAAGGUGUAUGCUGUCGCUGGUGACGUAUUAGAUGGAUACUUGUAUGAUCUGUUAAUGAAUCUGCUAGAAGAGAAAGGUGUCAGCAACGAGUUCGUUCAGAAACUGGCGGACUUUAGCACGGCGUACGAACACACUGCCUACAUCAAUCUUUUGGAGGGAAUUUCGAAAUUCACCAUUGGUAAAUAAGUUAAAAGACACCAAACAAUUUGUAGUAGAAACUUAUUUCUGAGGAACCCUGAGUUGUAUGUAGUACAUAAAAUAAUUUCGCCAAGCACCAAAAGUGUGAUAUAAUAUUAUGUUUCCGUUAAUUUCGGAUAAUCAAAUACGAAUUGAAAUAAAUCCUUUCAAAACUUUGACUGCCUCAUAAUGUAUUGUAUAAAUAAAAAUAAAAUUGAAUAAAAAAAUAGGUAAUUUUUCAUGCCACUGGGUUUUUUCAGUUUGAAUUUAUGUUUGGUUAUAAAAUGAGGCAUUUAUUUUGCUCUAGUAUAGCUUUAAAGAAUGUUUAGUUUUAAACAACAGUGUUGUUUUAUUUAGUGUUAUUUGUUUUAGUUU
Messenger RNA from Vanessa tameamea, 1283 nucleotides. RefSeq names its product complement component 1 Q subcomponent-binding protein, mitochondrial (gene P32). The transcript is spliced from 6 exons. Gene Ontology annotation, biological process: cytosolic ribosome assembly. Gene Ontology annotation, cellular component: mitochondrial matrix. Bases 54 to 917 code for a protein of 287 amino acids. Lineage: Eukaryota; Metazoa; Arthropoda; Insecta; Lepidoptera; Nymphalidae. The record is from RefSeq and is a predicted model, not a curated record.